This is a messenger RNA of Rhipicephalus sanguineus (brown dog tick), 1541 nucleotides long. RefSeq lists its product as uncharacterized. The record is from RefSeq and is a predicted model, not a curated record. The transcript has 6 exons. Lineage: Eukaryota; Metazoa; Arthropoda; Arachnida; Ixodida; Ixodidae. The coding region runs from base 700 to 1533 and encodes 277 amino acids.
GUGAGCCCUUAGGGGUAAAAUAUAUUUCGUGAGUGAGUCUGAGUGAGCUCCACAUUUUUUGCCGACCUAUUGUCAUGAUAUUACAUUAUAAGCAUUGAGGGGUCUGCUAUGAAAAGAACACUUGUGUGCAGCGAUGUACAGAUUUUUCUCUCUCGAAAGAGCACAGUUACAUAAACUUGCAGCAGAUAACUAGUGGUUGGCACUUCUGACCCCUUUCGACACACCGAUCUCGUGCAUGGACAUUGUUUCUACAACCACUUGCAGUUGGGGCACCAACACUGAGAAACUCACAUUUGAGUCGUCUUUUUAACAGUAAACCAUACUGUACACAAAACUAAAUGGCACCUCUCAUGUGUUAAAAAGAGACUUUAGAGUUACAAAUACCUACAGCAUAUUAUUGGUGUUGUGUCAGAGCCAUUUUUCUACACAGCUUUUCAGGGACAAGCAGACUCGCCUGAUAAAUGGAAUGGCAGGGACUGAAGUGGACUUGGCUGGUGAUGGCCGCUGCGAUUCACCAGGGCAUAGCGCAAAAUACUGCACCUACACUCUGCUGUGCAGCCGUACCAACCAAAUUGUGCACUGUGAGCAAGUGCAAGUUAGACAGGCAAGUACAAAUAAGGCGAAUUAUUCGGUCCACUGCAACCAAGUUCUACCCAUAAUGUUUGUUCACAGUCGGCUGCUGUGCCAAGCAGCGCUUCAAUGGAGAAGGAGGCAUUGGUGAGAAGCUUAGACCUUUUGGAACAGCUGGGCAUCACAAUCCGCUCACUCACCACAGAUCGCCAUCCUUCCAUUAGGACAUUCUGCAGGCAGAAAAGGCCUGGAAUGCCUCAUUAUUUUGACACGUGGCACAUAGGAAAGGGACUGAGGAAGAAGCUCAGAGCAGCUGCUAAACUACGCAACUGCGGUCUGAUCCAAAAAUGGACUCAGAGCAUUAUAAAUCAUCUAUAUUGGGUGGCUGCUACGGGAGAAGGUGAUGGGGAACUGAUGGUCAGCAUGUGGAAAUCCCUGCUCAAUCACAUCUGCGACCAGCACCACGGACAUGAAGGGCCAUAUUCAGAAUGUAUACAUGGGCCUCUUGAAGACAGAGCGUGGAUGAGACGAGAUUCACCUGCCUUCCAGAAACUGAGAUCAAUAUUGGAAAGCCCUCGCUUGCUGAGCGAUUUGCACCACCUUUCACCUGCAGCACAAACAUGCUCGUUGGAGUCGUUCAACAGCUUGUUGAUUCGCUUUGCACCUAAAUCUGUGGCCUACUCACCAGAUGGCAUGAAAGCAAGGACUCAACUAGCUGUUCUACACCACAAUGAGAAUGCUACAAGGCAUCAGGCUCGCACCAGGAAAGGAUCUUUGCAGUGGAAAGUAAAGCUCAGCAAAGCAAGAAAGGGGCACUUUACUGUUUCCCCAUACAAGGGAUUGCCAACCUAUGGGUAUGUUGACGAGCUCAUCACAGCUGUGAUCAUGAAGUGUGAGGCCAGCGCACACCGGAGCAGCCUUGCCAGCAGCUCAUCGGGGCCACCCCUGCACAUGACGGAUUAAUUUGAAAG